GUUGUCACAAACAGGUGUUGUCAUGUCCAUGUCAUUUCUGUUGUCAACAAAGUAGUCUUGCAUUAAAUAGUUGAUAAGAUAAGAUAAUAUUCGUCAUUUUAUACAAUGUAAUUUAAACUCUUGGAUAACAAUUCUUCUCAUAUUAUAGCUUUUAUAAAAUAACAUAGAUCUGACUUUUUUAUGAAUAUUUCUUAAACGCCAAAAUGUCUUUCCUUGAUGUAGAUCCCUGGCUGUAUGAAUAUGAGUGUUGCGAAAAAUUAUAUCGGGAUAUAAUGGAACUACUUACACAAAGAGAAAAAUAUCCAAGGAUCAGUGAUAAUUAUUCUAAAGCAUCAGCUGUUGUCCGAUUGCGUUUAAAACAAUAUAAUGAAGAAGUUAGUCAGUUACAUCUAAAAUUGGAAAAUAAAUCUGGCACAGGGAGCAUAACACCUGCAGAGUUUGAGAGAAGAACUAGACAAAUUGAAACCUUACAUUCAAAAAGUAUUCAAAUGAAAAAAAUUUUCGAUGAACAAGUCGUUAGUAAAUCACAAGAAGAUAGAAAAGAUUUGAUUGGAUUUGGUACAGCCAACCUAGAUGGUCCAAGUACAAGUUACUCGGUAAAUGAUCUUAAGGAAGCCCAAAAACGAAUGAUAGGACAACAAAAUGAGGGACUCGAAAAUUUGUCAAAAAUUAUUUCUAGGCAAAAAGAUAUAGCUACUACUAUAACCAAUGAAGUUGAUUACCAUAAUGAUCUACUGGAUGAUUUGGGAAAUCAAAUGGAUCAUACCGACACUAUACUAGGUACUGCUACAAGACAUAUCGAAGUUGUGGACAGAAAAGACAAAACUUGUGUAUAUUGGGUGAUAAUAAUUUUAUUAUUUAUAAGCAUUGUAACAGUUUCUGCAAUUUAAUAGAUAAUAAUCCAUACCAAAGCUUUUAUUAAUCAGAUUUAUUAUAAACAUAUCUUUAUUGUGUAUAGUAUGGCAUUUAUUUUUAUAAAAUAAACAUUUAUGUAAA
Diabrotica virgifera virgifera (western corn rootworm) is the source of this 996-nucleotide messenger RNA. Its product is annotated as syntaxin-8. Lineage: Eukaryota; Metazoa; Arthropoda; Insecta; Coleoptera; Chrysomelidae. The record is from RefSeq and is a predicted model, not a curated record. The transcript is spliced from 5 exons. Bases 204 to 890 code for a protein of 228 amino acids.